AUGUUUCACAAAUGCUUAAGUGGAUGUGAUUCUGAAUCUGACUUUGAAGAUUGUUGGCACAAGAUGGUUCAAAAACAUGGUUUAGAGAAAAAAGAAUGGUUUGACAGGUUAUACGGUCUACGAGAUAAAUGGUGCACAGCAUUGAGCAAGGAUAUUUUCUCAGCUGGAAUUCUUUCAUCUCAAAGGGUAGAAGUAACAAACAGAGCAAUUUCAUUUAAGGCCAACAAAACCACUAAGCUUUUGGAGUUCUUUCACAUAUUUGAAGCUACUGUGAAAAGAUGGAGAAGCACUGAAAAGAGUGACAACUUCAGAUGUACUACUGAGAGACCAAGAACAACAACAAAGAUAUUAAAACAUGCAGCUGAAGUUUAUACUCUAAACUUAUACAAGAAUUUUAGGCUGGAAUUUGAAACAAGUCUUGGAGCAUAUGCAAGAGAAAAAGCCACUUCAAUGCAAUAUGUCAAAUUCUUUGAUGUUUCUCUUGAUGAAGAUUAUUUGCACACCUAUCAAGUCAUAUAUUACACUCAAAACAAUGAGUUUAUGUGUUCUUGUAUGUGCUUCACAGAGACUGGAUUGCUGUGCUUUCACAUUAUCAAGAUAAUGCUAAUGUACAACAUACUUGCUAUACCAGAGAGAUACAUUCUGAAACGUUGGACCAAGCUUGCUAAAUGA
Chenopodium quinoa (quinoa) is the source of this 672-nucleotide messenger RNA. RefSeq names its product protein FAR1-RELATED SEQUENCE 5-like. The transcript has a single exon. The coding region runs from base 1 to 672 and encodes 223 amino acids. Gene Ontology annotation, molecular function: zinc ion binding. The record is from RefSeq and is a predicted model, not a curated record. NCBI's taxonomy places the organism in Eukaryota, Viridiplantae, Streptophyta, Magnoliopsida, Caryophyllales, Amaranthaceae. Gene Ontology annotation, biological process: regulation of DNA-templated transcription.